AGUCAAAUCGAAGAUAUGGCGUCUUUGGCAUCCCGAACGGCCGCUAAAUCGAGAAAAAUUGCACCCUCUUAUGACCAGCUAGGUGUUAAGAGAUUGGCUCACGACAUUGCACAGCACUGGCGAAGUCCAACCGAUGCCGCUGAAUCCAAAGCUUGUGAUUCUCAGCUUCAACGCACGUGCGCGCCGCUGUUUGUUAUUGUGCUUCAAUUCGGCCCAACGACGACAUGGUCAUCCUACGCUACUACGAUGUGCAGGCCUUUGACGCGGCCGAGGAACAGAGUGUAUGGCGCCGCCUCAAAGCAGAGGAUGGCGGCUUGGAAUCCGUACGCAUGGAGCGUUGCUUUCAUUUGGAGUACAGCGGAGCCAAAGUUGAGCACUCCCUGGCACUGGAGGAGCUGCUCAUCUGGCUGGUUAAGCAACCGAUGAACAGUGGCCAGAGCCUGACUAGGCGGCCCGUUCUCCAGCCGGAGGGUGAGCGACAGUUGCUUCUGGAGAUCGGACCGCGCUUCAACUUUUCCACUCCGUUCUCCACGAACUGUGUGAAUAUCUUCCAUAAUCUCGGCUACACGGAGGUUCUUCGCAUGGAGGCGUCAACGCGCUACCUUCUGACCUUUAACGAUGAUUCGACAGUAGUUCGUGAGGCGUCAAGAUUCGUUCCCUUGCUGGGAGAUCGCAUGACGCAAUGCCUGUACACGGCGAAGAACACGCCCAAGGAAAGCUUUAAUGAGCAGCUGCCGGCGCAAUUGACUGACUGGCACUUUGUGCCCGUCUUGGAAGAAGGACGGGCCGCGCUGGUGCGGAUAAACCAGGAGCUAGGCCUAGCUUUCACAGACUACGAUCUGGACUUUUACCAUGACCUGUUCGCCAACAAGCUUGGUCGCAAUCCGACUACUGUGGAACUUUUUGACUGCGCUCAGAGUAACAGCGAGCACUCUCGACACUGGUUCUUCCGGGGACGCAUGGUCAUAGAUGGUGAGGAGCAGCCCAAGUCCCUAAUUCGCAUGAUCAUGGAUACGCAGGCGCACACGAACCCCAACAAUACAAUCAAGUUCAGUGACAACAGUAGUGCCAUGAUAGGAUUCAAGCACGAAACCAUAGUUCCGACCUCCGUAGUGGCUCCGGGACCAGUGCGACGUGUCAAUGUGGAGUCUGACCUGAUCUUUACAGCAGAAACCCACAACAUGCCCACGGCAGUGGCACCAUUUAGCGGUGCCACUACGGGCACGGGUGGGCGUCUUCGCGAUGUCCAGGGUGUCGGCAGAGGAGGUGUCCCAAUUGCUGGAACCGCCGGCUACUGUGUGGGAGCUCUUCACAUUCCAGGUUACGAGCAGCCCUACGAACCAUCGGGAUACAAGUAUCCAACGACGUUUGCGCCUCCCCUCCAGAUACUUAUCGAGGCCAGCAACGGUGCCUCGGACUACGGCAACAAGUUCGGAGAACCUGUAAUCUGCGGCUUUGCAUUAUCCUAUGGCCUCAACAGCAUGGCCGAUGCCAGUCAGCGGGAUGAGUACGUAAAACCGAUCAUGUUCAGCGGUGGACUGGGCACUAUGCCCGCCGCUAUGCGGGAAAAACUCUACCCAGUUCGCGGUCAGCUACUGGCCAAGAUCGGAGGUCCUGUCUACAGGAUCGGCGUGGGAGGUGGCGCCGCCAGUUCGGUAGAGGUGCAGGGAUCUGGAGACGCUGAGCUAGACUUCAAUGCUGUGCAGCGAGGUGAUGCUGAGAUGGAAAACAAGGUGAACCGUGUGGUACGCUCCUGUCUGGAAAUGGGCGACCAGAAUCCUAUUUUGGCCAUACACGACCAGGGAGCUGGCGGCAACGGUAACGUGCUGAAGGAACUGGUGGAGCCAGGCUUUGCAGGAGCUGUUAUCUUUUCCAAGGAGUUCCAAUUGGGUGAUCCCACCAUAACGGCCUUGGAGCUGUGGGGCGCCGAGUACCAAGAAAACAACGCCAUUCUCUGCAAGGCUGAAGAUCGGGAUUUGCUGGAGAAGAUCUGUCAGCGCGAACGAUGCCCCAUCAGCUUUGUGGGCGUGGUGACGGGUAACGGACGUGUUACACUGCUGGAGCAAGCUGCACCCAAGGAUGUGGAGAAGGCUUUGUCCAGCGCUACGAGCAGUACAAAGCCAGCUCCGUUCGAUUUAGAGCUAAAGUACGUAUUGGGUGAUAUGCCAAAACGGGUGUAUGAGCUGAGCCGCGAGGCUACAUCCUUAAAGACUUUAGUUCUGCCGAGCAAUUUGAGCUUGGAUGAUGCCGUAAAGAGAGUCCUUAGCCUGGUUGCUGUUGGCAGCAAGCGUUUCCUCACCAACAAGGUAGAUCGCUGCGUCGGCGGACUGAUCGCACAGCAGCAGUGUGUGGGUCCCCUCCAGGCCCCAUUGGCCGACUUUGCCCUGACCACUGUAUCGCACUUUAGCACAGCCGGUAUAGCCUCUUCCAUUGGCACCCAACCGCUGAAGGGUCUUCUUGAUCCCGCUGCCAUGGCCAGGAUGUGUGUGGCUGAAGCCCUCAGUAACCUCGUUUUUGUGAAAAUCAGCGAACUGGCGGAUGUCAAGUGCUCGGGCAACUGGAUGUGGGCUGCAAAGCUGCCCGGUGAGGGAGCCAAGAUGUUCGAUGCUUGCAAGGAACUCUGCCAGAUCCUCGAGGAGCUGCACAUUGCCAUAGAUGGUGGCAAGGACUCCCUCUCCAUGGCUGCCAAGGUGGGUGGCGAGACAAUCAAGUCCCCAGGCACCCUGGUCAUUUCCACGUAUGCUCCCUGUCCGGAUGUGAGGCUAAAAGUUACUCCAGAUCUAAAGGGUCCCGGUUCGGGUUCCGAGACCGCUCUGCUCUGGAUAAACCUAGAGGAGAAACUUCGACUUGGCGGCUCUGCUUUAGCACAGGCCUAUGCCCAGCAGGGCAACGAGUGUCCCAAUCUAGCCAAGAGCGAUAUUUUGGCGAAGGCAUUUGUCACUACCCAAAAGCUGCUGGAAAAGGGUCUCCUGCUGGCCGGACACGAUAUCAGCGAUGGAGGACUGGUCGUAUGCCUCAUAGAGAUGGCCAUUGGUGGACUGAGUGGCCUCGACGUGGAUCUCUCUGAGCCCUUGGCCAAGCUUAGGAACUACGAUGGAGCUGCCAUUAAACUUAAUCGCCCUGAGCUGGCCCUUCUUUUCGCUGAGGAGUGUGGCUGGGUGGUAGAGGUGAACAGAAAAGAUCUGGACCGUGUUCGCUCAGUCUACAAAGACGCUGGAGUACCCAACCACUAUCUGGGUGUAACAAACGGAUUCGGUCUUAACGACUCCCGAGUUGUAAUUAAAAAGGGUUCAUCUACGCUGCUGGAUCAGCCCCUUCGCUUGCUCUACCAGCAGUGGGAGCGCACCAGCUACGAGCUAGAGAAACUGCAGGCCAAUCCCGAUUGCGCCCAGGCGGAGUACGACAGUCUGGAAUUCCGAAAGGCUCCCCAAUACAAGGGUCCUUCCAACCUGCAGGCCGAGCUCAUCCUCAAGCGCUCCGCCACUACGAUUCGUGUGGCAGUUCUGCGGGAGGAGGGCGUUAAUAGUGAGCGCGAGAUGAUGUCCUGCCUUCUUCGAGCGAACUUCGAAGUGCACGAUGUAACCAUGUCAGAUCUUCUGCAAGGUACCACCACUCUGUCACAGUACCGAGGUGUCAUCUUUCCGGGUGGAUUCAGCUACGCCGACACCUUGGGAUCGGCCAAGGGAUGGGCAGCCAACAUUCUUCACAGUUCCCGCCUAAAGCCGCAGUUCGAGGCCUUCAAACGCCGCCAGGAUGUCUUCUCGCUGGGCAUAUGCAAUGGCUGUCAACUAAUGUCGCUUAUUGGUUUCGUAGGAGCUCCGAACAGCACAGUCGGCUCAGAUCCCGAUGUGGCCCUACUCCACAACCGUUCGCAGCGAUUUGAAUGCCGCUGGUCCACUGUGAAGAUUCCAGCCAAUCGAUCCAUCAUGCUGCAAAAUAUGAAGGAUAUGAUUCUCGGGUGCUGGGUCGCCCACGGUGAAGGUCGAUUUGCUUUCAGGGAUGAAAAGCUCAUAACCCAACUGCAGACGGAGGAGCUGGUGACUCUCCAGUAUGUCGAUGAUAACGGGCAGCCCACGGAACGCUAUCCCCUAAAUCCCAAUGGAAGUCCUUUGGGAAUUGCGGGUCUCUGUUCAAGGGACGGUCGUCAUUUGGCUUUGAUGCCGCAUCCGGAGCGCUGCAGCGCCAUGUACCAAUGGCCCUAUGUGCCACAUAACUUUGAAGUGUCGGUAUCAGAGGCGGAGAGUCCAUGGCAGCUUAUGUUUAAUAAUGCCUACAACUGGUGUGUUCAGUUCGAUCAAUAAAAUUUAUAGGUGUUUUUGAGAAUAUCAGUUGACUUAGGUAAUAUGUAAACUUCUCUACAAUUUGUAUACGAAGUAAAACUUUAAUAAACUUUUGAUAUUUUGAAAUAUCAACUUACUUUUGA
Molecule: messenger RNA, 4423 nt
Organism: Drosophila serrata
Lineage: Eukaryota; Metazoa; Arthropoda; Insecta; Diptera; Drosophilidae
Gene: Pfas
Product: phosphoribosylformylglycinamidine synthase
Biological process (GO): 'de novo' IMP biosynthetic process
Cellular component (GO): cytoplasm
Molecular function (GO): phosphoribosylformylglycinamidine synthase activity
Source: RefSeq, a predicted model, not a curated record